UGUUGUGAAGUUCUCAACUCCUCCUCUAAUCGACUAACUUCGAGAGGUAGCCUAGAAACCAAAAAAAAAACAUAGACAAACCUCAAAGAGGAGCGGGAUCACAAGAAGCCUAGAAACAAACACAGACGAAGAUCACAAGUAGCCUAGAAACAAACACAGACGAACCUCAAAGACGAGCGAGAUCAGUCGCCCAUCUUUGCAAGAGAGUAUGGUGCGGUCACACAUGUGGACUUCUGUAAUUCUAAACCUCAUGAUUUUGCUGUAACUGGAUCCACAAGGGUGCAGAUCUACAGCUCAACCACACACCAAGUCAACAAGACCAUUUCCAGAUUCAAGGAAGUAGCCUACUGUGGUACAUUUCGCAGUGAUGGACAGCUGAUGAUAGCCGGAGGAGAAGAUGGUCUGAUACAGCUGUUUGACCUAAAUAGUAGAGCUGUUUUGAGACAAUUCAAAGGACAUUCAGGGCCUGUUCAUGUGACCAAGUUUCUUCAAGACAACCUUCACAUUGUGUCUGCUUCAGAUGACAAACUUGUAAACUGCUGGGACAUUGCCACUGAACAGACGACAGCCACUUAUAAAGAACACGAAGACUAUGUGAGGACAGGAGUGGCAAGUCAAGUUAGCAGUGACAUCUUCUUAACAGGGUCAUACGAUCACACUGUCCGAAUGUGGGACAGGCGAUGUAAUGCUAGCGUGAACACCUUGGACCAUGGUGCCCCGGUGGAAUGUAUCCAGAUGUAUCCAAAUGGUGCAAUGGCAAUAACAGCAGGGGAGAAUGUCAUCAAGAUUUGGGACAUCCUAAGUGGAGGUCGGCUCGUCACUUCAUUCUCAAACCACCAGAAGACCAUCACUUCUCUCUGCUUUGAUGGCGCUUACAAACGCUUGCUAUCAGGAUCCAUUGACAGGAAUGUCAAGGUUUAUGACCUUCAAGACUACAAAGUUGUUCACAGCAUGGAUUAUCCAUCUCCAAUUCUCAGCUUGGCUGUUUCACCUGAUGAUUCCCACAUCAUUGUUGGCAUGUCAGAUGGCUUACUAUCAAUUAAGCACCGAAACAAUAACAUGGAAGAAACAUCUACCCUACCGCCUCCUAGGCCACGCCCAGGGAGCUUCAAAUACUUCAUUAGGGGCCAGAACUAUAAGCCAACUGAGGAUGAUGUUGUUGUAUCUGAAAAAAGGAAAACCUACCUUAACAAGUAUGACAAGUUAGUCAAGAAUUUUGAGUAUGCUGCUGCUCUUGAUGCCAUACUACAGCCUCUCUCUAAUCACCCCCCUGUAGUGGUUGCUAUAUUACAAGAGCUGAUACGGCGAGGAGGACUGGAGAGAGCUUUAUCAGGAAGAGAUGAGGAGGGACUGGUGCCCAUCUUAUAUUUCCUAAUACGUAAUAUAACCAACCCAAGAUAUACUGUUGUCCUCAUCGAUGUUGCAAACAUCCUGUUAGAUAUGUAUUCUCCCAUAAUCGGUCAGUCUCCGAACAUUGACCAACUUUUUACGAGCCUGAGAGAAGGCAUAACUAAAGAACUAGACUUCAACCAGCAGGCUUGUGAACUGCUAGGCGCUUUGGACACUAUAUUUGCCGCUUCCUCGUGUUCACUUGGGACAGCAAGCAUGCCAGAGGUCACAGAAGGGAGAUAGCACAUGUUUGGUAAUGGUUAUGAGGAGACGGCGAAUCUGAGCACGGCGAUGUGCCAUCACACCUUUAUCCUGGGCUAGGGAAUUAAGGUGUCGCACGAGCUUACAUGGAAACAUCAACCAGUCGCAUGAGCUUACGUGGAAACAUCAACGAGUCGCAUGAGCUUACGUGGAAACAUCAACGAGUCGCAUGAGCUUACGUGGAAACAUCAACGAGUCGCAUGAGCUUACGUGGAAACAUCAACGAGUCGCAUGAGCUUACGUGGAAACAUCAACGAGUCGCAUUAGCUUACGUGGAAACAUCAACGAGUCGCAUGAGCUUACGUGGAAACAUCAACGAGUCGCAUGAACAUGAGCUUGUGUGGAAACAUCAACGAGUCGCAUGAACAUGAGCUUGUGUGGAAACAUCAACGAGUCGCAUGAGCUUACGUGGAAACGUCAAUGAGUCGCAUGAGCUUGUGUGGAAACGUCAUCGAGUCGCAUGAGCUUGUGUGGAAACAUCAACGAGUAGCAUUAGCUUACGUGGA
Molecule: messenger RNA, 2156 nt
Organism: Nematostella vectensis (starlet sea anemone)
Lineage: Eukaryota; Metazoa; Cnidaria; Anthozoa; Actiniaria; Edwardsiidae
Product: U3 small nucleolar RNA-associated protein 15 homolog
Exons: 14
Coding region: 379-1632 (417 amino acids)
Biological process (GO): positive regulation of transcription by RNA polymerase I; rRNA processing
Cellular component (GO): nucleolus
Molecular function (GO): protein binding
Source: RefSeq, a predicted model, not a curated record